UGCUGAUUUUCUAUGAUGACAUCAAAAUGCGUCUUUUCAUGUAUUUUGCUCAUGCACUUGAAUCCAGGAGCGCGCCAACCCACAGCAGCACGUUGUUCGAAAGCACCACAACUGCUCACGAGAGUGUCCGAGCAAGCGACCGGAAGGCAAGUAAGCAGAGGAGCAGAGCCAUGGAGCAAGCCAUCCUGGAAGCGCUGGCGUUGGCUGGGGAGGCGGACCGCGACAAGCGAGAUCAGGGCGAGCAGCAGCUCCGACAGUUCUCCGACCAGGCACCAGAGUUUGUGGGAGCACUGUCCAAUGUAGUGGCCAGCGAUCAGACACCACCCCACUUCCGGCAGUUGGCUGCCGUUGUCUUGAAGCAGAACAUCACCCGCCACUGGGACAGUAAUGACAGCAAGUUUGCCCCGCCGCUCACAACCGAUGGGGUCAAGGCUGUUGUGCGAUCAAACCUCUUGACGACGCUCACUGACGAGAGCCGCGCGCUGCGAAGCAUGGCGGCGCUGUGCGUGAGCAUGAUUGCCAAGUUUGAUUGGCCCGACCAGUGGCCAGACCUGUUUGACCAGGCGUGCUCUGAAGAGGCCGUCACAGGCAUGCUUGCCAUCGCCAUCAACAGUCUCACAGCAGACUCUCCAAUCCCUGUUCAGGUUGGCGGUGUGAAGGCGCUCAACGACUUCAGUCGCGUUCUCUCCGAGAAGAAUCCACAGGCCGUUCACCCGUAUGCAGAACAGCUCAUCUCGUCCCUUCUUCCAAUGGCCGCCAACGCGUCCCAGGAGGUGGUGCGUGAGGUGGUUGAGACGCUGAGCCAGACGGUCAAGAUUGACCCGAAUGUGUCGACUGCAUAUGCGCAGCAGCUCGUCACCGCCGCCAACGCCGUUUUCCUCAAAGCGCAAGGCGAUGUUGCCGUGGCCGACGCCGUGGGCGAGCUGCUGAGCAUCCUCACGGAGAUCCCGGACGUGUGCACCGUCAUCAUCCAGCGCGCAGUGCCCACAUUCGUCGGCUUGGUGCAGCACCACCAGGAGAAGGAGUACACCGGUGUUGCCGAAAUCGGACUCCACAUCCUCACAAACGUCGUCAAGCACUGUCCGCAGGACCAAGUGCAGGACCUGCUGCAGAAAACGUUUCCACAAACAGUACAGACGCUGCUGCACUCCGAUGACAUUGAGCUCUUGCAGACUGGUGGCGAAUUCCUGCGCAUGUUCGUCAGCUUGCACUAUCCUGUUGUUUCGGCGUUUGAGGUGGAUGGAUCGUCCGGCCUUUACCUCGUCGUGCAGUUCAUUGCAUACAUGCUCUCCGAGGAGAUGUCGGAGUCCGCAUGUGCGUUUAUCGGCAAUCUCGUCACCGCCGUCAUUCUCAAGGCUGGAAAUGACCUUGGGUCGUAUGUGAACGACAUUCUCUUGGCUGUGUUGAACAAAAUGCAGCAAGCAAAGGCAGGCACUGUCAUUCUGUCGCUGCUGUUCAUCUUCGCGCGCCUGGCCAACGAAAACACAGCGGUUGUCUUGGACUUUCUCGUUGAGCAAAACGCGCUCGAGUUUGUGAUGAACCUCUGGUGCACACACUUUGAUUCAUUUUACGGCGACUACGACGUCAAAGUCAGCACGAGCGCUCUGAUCAAGAUCUUGCUGUCUGGCCACCCAGCACUUGACACCAUCAACGUGCAAGGCGAUAUCAUCGAAGAAAAGGGCAUACGCACACGGUCCAAGUCGCGGGCGGACGGGGGCACAAAAUACACGACCAUUCCGCUCAAGACGAAGCUGUUCAAGCUGCUCGUUGGCGAAUAUCAGGAGCAAUUGCUGAAGGCGCAGCGGCAGGAGGAGGGCGAUGGCGAUGAUGAUGACGACUACGACGAUGAUGGAGUGGAGGGAGCAGAUGAUGACGAUGACGACGAAGAGGGAUGGGAGGAUGUGGACGAAGGAAGUGUUCCAAAGUUCAUGUCGGCAGACGAAUUUUACAGUUCUUCAGACAUGCUUGACCUUGGAUUGGGGGCGCUGCUCGGCGAGCUGGAGGACGAGGAGACGGCCAACGAUCCUGAUGCGGUGGCAGACCCCAUCUACCACAUCAAUCUGCGUGACCACCUGUUGGAGGUGCUGCGCUCCGUUGCCAGCGAUGAAAGCGCACAGCAAGCGUUCCUGCCGGCCCUCAACGCCAAGGAGCAAGACAUCUUGCAGCGCGCCCUCUCCACACCGGUGUCCUCCGCAUCGCAAUGACACGAUGAAGGACAUUGCGUGUUGUGUUGCUCGAGUAGUGGCGGUGCAGACGAAGGGUGUUUCGCGAAUACACACACACACACACAUUGACAUGAUCACAUGUAUGCAAUGGAACACAGACGGAUGAAGC
Messenger RNA from Salpingoeca rosetta, 2334 nucleotides. RefSeq lists its product as uncharacterized. Gene Ontology annotation, cellular component: cytosol; nuclear envelope. Bases 27 to 2204 code for a protein of 725 amino acids. Gene Ontology annotation, molecular function: small GTPase binding. The record is from RefSeq and is a predicted model, not a curated record. The transcript is spliced from 19 exons. Gene Ontology annotation, biological process: protein import into nucleus. NCBI's taxonomy places the organism in Eukaryota, Choanoflagellata, Craspedida, Salpingoecidae.